Molecule: messenger RNA, 2943 nt
Organism: Rhagoletis zephyria (snowberry fruit fly)
Lineage: Eukaryota; Metazoa; Arthropoda; Insecta; Diptera; Tephritidae
Gene: Nedd4
Product: E3 ubiquitin-protein ligase Nedd4
Biological process (GO): ubiquitin-dependent protein catabolic process; regulation of dendrite morphogenesis; protein ubiquitination
Cellular component (GO): cytoplasm
Molecular function (GO): sodium channel inhibitor activity; ubiquitin protein ligase activity; protein binding
Source: RefSeq, a predicted model, not a curated record
UCAAGAAGUGAAGUUUACUUAUGUGUUGUUGUGUUCGUACGCCGCGAUGUUUGUCAGAUGAUAAUUUGCACAACCAAAGUAAUAAAUAUGCAAUGUUUAAUUAACUGCAGGCGUAAUUUUUUGCAACGUGUUUGUGUAGAAUCUUAAAAAAUCCAGGCGAGCUAAUUUCUACCAUUCCGUUAAGAGAUUUCUCGUAUAAAAAGUUGUUUGUUGGCAUCAAUGAACAUGAAGUGUCUGCGGGCAUUAUCGAUAAAAUACAACAGUAUCCAAUUAAUCGUAGAAAAUUUUGUAAACAUACUAAAAUCAUAUUUUAAUUAAAUGCAGGCUUAUAAAGCUCGGUUUUAAUUAAAUUACUAAUGUUUGUGGUUCAUUUGUUAGUUAAUGUGAGUGCGUCAGUUGUGUGAAAAGUGUUUUACGAAGGACUUAAAUAAUCUAUAAGUGAUACUUAUUGUUUGCAUUGCAUUGUCAAGAAUACCUUAAUUAUAGAUUAAAUAUGGCUGAGGCGGCAGCGAAUGAUCAAAUUCAUGGUUAUCAUGAUAAUGACUCGAGUGAUACAUGCCAUUUACGUAUUAUAAUUAUUAAUGGAAAAUCUUUAGCGAAAAAGGACAUUUUUGGAGCAAGUGAUCCAUAUGUAAGGAUUGAUUUAAAUACAAUUAAUGGUGAUAUAAAUAUAGAUUCAGUUUUGACCAAGACCAAAAAGAAGACUCUCAACCCAACUUGGAAUGAAGAAUUCGUAUUCAGGGUGAAACCUUCAGAGCACAAAUUGGUGUUUCAAGUAUUUGAUGAAAAUCGUUUAACACGUGAUGACUUUCUUGGCAUGGUUGAACUGACGCUAAAUAAUUUACCCACAGAGCAAGAAAAUACUACUAUAAGUCCACAAAGCUACUCACUAAGACCGAGAAGGUCAGUAGGCAGCGCAAAGUCACGGAUAAAAGGCACGCUAGAGAUUUAUCAUGCAUUUGUACAUGAAUCGGGGGAGGCAAACGAAGCUGACGCAGUUGAUGGGGAAUGGGAGCAUUUGGAGAAUACCUCAAGAAUGAGUGGAACUCAAACGGGACAAUUCCCUUCCAAUGUCAGUCACGACCCUUUGCCAUCUGGCUGGGAAGAACGGCAAGAUGCAAAUGGGAGAACUUAUUAUGUGAAUCAUACUGCACGUACGACGCAAUGGGAACGGCCAUUAGUCUCGGCAACUAGCAACAGUAAUGUAAACGUUGAAGCAGCUGCAUCUGAUUUCCAAAGACGUUUUCAUAUUAGUGUUGAUGAAUCUGACUCCGGCAGACCUCCGGCUACCCCGAGAUCAGAUGAAGAUGCUUUGCCGCCGAAUUGGUCUAUGCAGGUAGCACCGAACGGUAGAACAUUUUUCAUAGAUCAUGCUGCGCGACGCACGACAUGGAUUGAUCCACGUAAUGGACGCGCUAGCCCAAUGCCUAAUCAAACGCGUAGAGUCGAGGAUGAUUUGGGACCUCUGCCAGAGGGCUGGGAAGAACGUGUUCAUACGGAUGGACGCGUGUUUUAUAUUGAUCAUAACACUCGCACCACACAGUGGGAAGAUCCAAGAUUAUCAAAUCCAAAUAUAGCUGGUCAGGCCGUACCAUAUUCCAGAGACUACAAACAAAAGUACGAGUAUUUCAAGAGUCAUAUUAGAAAACCGACAAAUGUUCCAAAUAAAUUUGAGAUUCGUAUACGUCGUACCUCGAUUUUAGAGGAUUCCUAUCGGAUUAUUAACUCUGUGACUAAAACUGAUUUAUUAAAAACUAAACUGUGGGUAGAAUUCGAGGGUGAAACGGGAUUAGAUUACGGUGGUCUGGCAAGGGAAUGGUUCUACUUGCUGUCAAAGGAAAUGUUUAAUCCAUACUAUGGACUGUUUGAAUAUUCGGCAAUGGAUAAUUACACAUUACAAAUUAAUAACGGCAGUGGUUUAUGCAAUGAGGAGCAUUUGAGUUAUUUCAAAUUCAUUGGUCGCAUUGCUGGUAUGGCUGUUUAUCAUGGCAAACUAUUAGAUGCAUUUUUCAUUCGUCCAUUUUAUAAGAUGAUGCUUCAAAAGCCAAUUGAUUUAAAGGAUAUGGAAUCAGUUGAUACCGAGUAUUAUAAUUCACUGAUGUGGAUAAAAGAGAAUGAUCCCCGGCAAUUGGAAUUGACUUUUUCAUUGGAUGAAGACACGUUUGGCCAAAAGAGUCAACACGAACUAAAGCCAGGAGGCUCCAAUAUUGAAGUUACUGACGAAAAUAAAGAUGAAUAUAUUAAGCUUGUUAUUGAAUGGCGUUUUGUUGCACGAGUCAAGGAACAGAUGUCAUCGUUUUUGGAUGGAUUUGGCUCAAUAAUUCCAUUAAAUUUAAUUAAGAUAUUUGACGAACACGAGUUGGAAUUGUUAAUGUGUGGCAUACAGAAUAUUGACGUGAAGGAUUGGCGAGAAAAUACUUUAUACAAGGGAGACUAUCAUCAAAAUCAUAUAAUAAUUCAAUGGUUUUGGCGUGCAGUGCUCUCAUUUUCGAACGAGAUGCGUUCACGUUUAUUACAGUUUGUUACUGGCACAUCACGCGUUCCAAUGAAUGGCUUCAAAGAGUUGUACGGCUCAAAUGGUCCGCAAAUGUUUACCAUAGAAAAAUGGGGUACUCCUAACAAUUAUCCUAGAGCACAUACAUGUUUCAAUCGUUUGGAUCUACCACCAUACGAAGGUUAUGUCCAGUUGAAAGAUAAACUAGUUAAAGCUAUUGAGGGCAGUCAAGGUUUUGCUGGCGUCGAUUAAUAUCUCUAGCAGUGGUAAAAUUCCCUAUAUCAACGAAAAAUUCCGCCGUAUAAGAUAAAUUGCGGAUUCGAGGCCUUUUACGCUGACUUGUGUACUUAUUUUUCUGUUUAUUACUAUAUAUUAAUAAUUUUACGAACUUCCUGUUAUAAAAAAAAAAAUAUAAAUACCAAAUUACUUCAUACUAUUUUUGUUUAUAA